Molecule: messenger RNA, 1275 nt
Organism: Torulaspora delbrueckii
Lineage: Eukaryota; Fungi; Ascomycota; Saccharomycetes; Saccharomycetales; Saccharomycetaceae
Gene: CDS1
Product: phosphatidate cytidylyltransferase
Exons: 1
Coding region: 1-1275 (424 amino acids)
Cellular component (GO): endoplasmic reticulum membrane
Molecular function (GO): phosphatidate cytidylyltransferase activity
Source: RefSeq, a predicted model, not a curated record
AUGAAGGAUAAACAAAAGCCCAAGAGCGCGGGAACCGGUGCCAAAACGGUUGGGAAGACCCCCCAGGAGAAGAAGGAGAGUAAAAAAUCAAAUUUUCUUGUGAGGACCAUAUGGACAUGGAUCAUGAUCGCUGGUUUCUUUAUUACGCUUGCGUCCGGCCAUUUCUGGUGUAUAAUGCUGAUAUUGGCGUGUCAGAUUGCUACUUUUAAGGAGUGUAUCGGUGUGACAAGCGAGUCUGGACGUGCGAAGAAUCUACCCCUAACAAAGACUUUGAACUGGUACUUCUUGUUCACCACAAUUUACUAUUUGGACGGUAAGUCGCUGUUUCAAUUUUUCCAAGACUACUUCAUAGAGUACAAGGGGCUUACUUUACUCGCGGCCAACCAUCGCUUUAUCUGCUACUGUUUGUACUUGCUUGGGUUCGUGUUGUUCGUUUGCAGUUUGCGGAAAGGUUUCCUUAAGUUCCAGUUUGCCUCGCUAUGUGCGACUCACAUGGUGUUGAUGUUGGUGGUUGGACAGGCCCAUUUGAUCAUCAAGAAUGUGAUCAACGGGUUGAUCUGGUUUUUGUUGCCAUGCGGGCUCGUGAUCGUCAACGAUAUCUUUGCAUACCUGUGUGGGAUCACCUUUGGUCGCACCAAGCUUAUUGAAAUUUCCCCAAAGAAAACUUUAGAAGGUUUCUUGGGAGCCUGGUUCUUUACCGCCCUGGCUAGCAUCAUUCUCACCAAAAUCUUUUCAUCUUUCAUGUACAUGACCUGCCCGGUUAAGGAUAUCCACACCAAUUUCUUCUCAAACUUGACCUGUGAAUUGAACCCGGUCUUUGUGCCGCAGGAUUAUAGACUACCGCCCAUCAUCUUUGAUAAACUAGGCGUUUCCGUGCUUACAGUGAAACCAAUCUACUUCCACGCUUUGAACCUGGCCACCUUCGCCUCACUUUUCGCACCAUUUGGUGGGUUCUUUGCUUCCGGUUUAAAGAGAACUUUCCAAGUGAAGGAUUUUGGUCACUCAAUUCCAGGCCAUGGUGGUAUCACCGACAGAGUCGACUGCCAGUUUAUUAUGGGCUCCUUCGCCAACCUAUAUUACGAAACAUUCAUCAGUGAAAACAGAAUCACCGUCGAGACAGUGCUUUCAACCAUCCUGAUGAAUUUGGACGAGAAACAGAUCGUGCGAUUGAUCUCCACCUUGAACGCCAUCCUUUUCAAGAAAGGUAUCUUCACAGAGCAGAAAUACAAGCAACUCGCUUCGAUAUACAAUGCUGCUACAGACAAGCUUGAUUAG